CUUUUUAUCACCCCCUUCGAAAAAUUAGAAACGGAACACAUAAUGGAACUAGAGCUUCAUCCGAAGUUGAAAGAGGUUGUGUUACUGGGAGGGUGUAGUGUCGAUGCCGAAAGAUACAUCGAACAUCUCCGAUGUAGCUCAAAGAUGUUCAUCACG
Messenger RNA from Acaulospora colombiana, 156 nucleotides. The record is from the annotation of a GenBank genome assembly. Lineage: Eukaryota; Fungi; Glomeromycota; Glomeromycetes; Diversisporales; Acaulosporaceae.